AGUGGUCCUGUCACUCCCAGCGGUCUCCGCAGCUACAGCCGCCACCUCAGUCGCGAAGCGAUAGCCGGACGGGAAGGCCCUCGCCGGCGUCGUGCUGACGUCACGCGCGUGCUGACGUCGCCCGCGGCCGCGGCCUCUGAAGCGGGCUGGGGCUCGGGGGGCGCCGAGUUUGAGUAGUUUGGGGGCCGCUGAGCGCUUGGCGUUGCUCCCGCCGCCCGCUGCGCCCCGCAAGCCGCGCCUCUAGCGGGCUAAGUGAGUCCCGCCCGCUCCCGCGGGGACCCGCACUAGAGGUUGGGCGGCGCUCGGAGAAAGUUGGCGGCUCACAGACUGGCAGGCGGGCGGGCGGGCGGCCGCAGCCAUGGAGCCCCGCAGCAUGGAGUACUUCAGCGCCCAGGUGCAGCAGAAGGACGUCGGCGGCCGGCUGCAGGUCGGCCAGGAGCUCCUGCUCUACCUCGGCGCCCCCGGCGCCAUCCCGGACCUGGAGGAGGACCUGGGCCGCCUGGGCAAGACCGUCGACGCGCUCACCGGCUGGGUGGGUUCGAGCAACUACCGGGUGUCAUUAAUGGGAUUGGAAAUUUUAAGUGCCUUUGUGGACAAAUUAUCAACACGAUUUAGAUCCUAUGUAGCAAUGGUUAUUGUAGCUUUAAUAGACAGAAUGGGAGAUGCCAAAGACAAGGUUCGAGAGGAAGCGCAGACUCUGAUGCUGAAGUUAAUGGAUCAAGUAGCACCACCUAUGUACAUUUGGGAGCAGUUGGCUUCUGGUUUUAAACACAAGAAUUUUCGAUCUCGUGAAAAUAGCUGUCUUGGUUUUUAUUUCUCUUAAAAAAAAAAAACCUCAGUUCACAAGGUCAAGGAAAGCUAUGGGUAAUGACAUAUUUAAAAUUGUUAUUAAAGCAUUUAACUUUUUAUUUGAUACCUUUACUGUUCAUUUUUUAUGUAUGUUACUAUCUUUCAUGUUCUUAAUUUUUCAGUUAUAUCAGUAUUAAGUGUUUCUCUUUUUUUCUUUAAUAUGUUAGUCGUAGCCACCCAAAACAGAUGGCCAUGGAACUGAUAUGCCAAUACCUUACUAUCUAUUUCUGUUCUGGAUCGAAUUUGGAAUUGUUUUUAAUUCAAUGAUAUUUCACAUAUUAUAACCAUUUCCCAUCCCCAUCCUCCCCCUAGAGCAGUGUGGGUGGGUACCAGAAUCGUAGACCAAGCAAAACUUUCCCAGGUAACUAGACAGUGAGACUGGUAGCUGUGUAUAGAGUUCUGGCUGCCAUAGUUGCCACAGAACUGUGACUCUGAUCUGAAAAAGUGUAAACUAGGACUUUUCUUGCUCUGGAUUAGUUUUUUAGGUUUUACGCAAUGUCAUAGGUUAUAUGUAGUAGCUUUCAGCUUUUCCUAUAGUGUUACUUCCUUUUCUUAACUAUAUUUUCAUUUAUUACUCUAUAGUCCUUUCUGCCCUCUGGAGCCUAUAAGUGUACUCAGUCUGCAUAGCUCUUUGCACUGGGUUUUGGCUCUCUUGCCAUAAGCUUAAAGAUCUUUUAACUUACUGAAUGGGAAUGCAUUUAUUUGAGACCCAGAGUCUAAAAAAAAUCACAAUUUCAAAAGUGAAAACUCGGAUUUUCUUAAGUUGUUCAUGGAUUGCUAGGUUUAAGAGUGCC
Cebus imitator (Panamanian white-faced capuchin) is the source of this 1643-nucleotide messenger RNA. RefSeq names its product CLIP-associating protein 1-like. The record is from RefSeq and is a predicted model, not a curated record. The coding region runs from base 359 to 823 and encodes 154 amino acids. The transcript has 4 exons. Lineage: Eukaryota; Metazoa; Chordata; Mammalia; Primates; Cebidae.